Messenger RNA from Mesorhabditis spiculigera, 498 nucleotides. The record is from the annotation of a GenBank genome assembly. Lineage: Eukaryota; Metazoa; Nematoda; Chromadorea; Rhabditida; Rhabditidae.
AUGGAGGACAGCUCGAAAACGUUGCGGCUCGACGAUUCGGUCACGCUGCACUUCUGCGAAGAGCCGGCCGCCCAGAUACCCAACGAGUGCAAGGGGCGCAGAGGCAUUCUACGGGUCAUAGAUCAAAAUAAAGCUGAAAUGUACGCGUGGACACUACUGGCGGCCCUUUUUGCCUUGACCCUGGCGAACCCGUUGCCGAAUGCGGAUUACGACGGCUUCCAGGGCAUCUUCGACUCCACCGAGCAAUUCUGCGAGCACAUGAUGAGAGAGACAUUCGGCGCCGACGUCGUGAAGCACCCCGGUUUUGCCGCCCAUAUGGACACGCAGGGGCUGAAGACGCGCUUCUGCGACGAGGCCGAUCAAGCCGUACAGUGCGCCUCGGGCAGCGCGUCAGGCUCGGUGCACUUUGACCUGGUGGGCGACGAGUGCCUCACCCAAUUCGACGCCGAUUGGCGGGACACCGUCGUCGAGUUGAAGAAGAAAUUCGGCAAGUCUCCC